ACCUCUAGUCUGUCUGAUAGUAGCAGCGGAGGGGGGAGACCACGCCGACGCAGUUAAGCCACUCCAAACCAUGCUGCCACGCUUCAACUUCUACUUAACACGCAAGAAAUCUCAUCUGAAGACUGUUUUCUAACCCUGUGCUGCGUCUGUGGACCUAAACCUGAUAUUUGGACCUGUUUUCAACCGUUAUUUACGACGUUUUGUUCUUUCCAUCUGUUUUACGACCAUCGCCAUCAUGUUGCAGAGCUUUGGUCAGUCUCAUGACUGGCUUUACUCCGAGCCGCUGUUCGAUGAUGACUUUUACCAGAACUUAGUGAAAAACCUGGAAUCUCUCCCCACUCCCCCACAGUCACCUCCCAUGAAGCCCUCUGAAACCUCUGACACAAAGCCACUGUCCAAGGAGGACCAGCUCAGCUAUGUGUCCAACAUCCUCCUGGAAGACUGUGACAUGCAAGCACUUAACUGGAACUGCGAUUUGUUUGAAGAAAAGGAGACCAGUCCAACUAGUGCCCAGUCCGAGGAUGGUCCCGAGUACUUUCUGUGGAAGGAGUGGGGUAAAGGGUUUGAUGAGAAGCUGGUAUCGUCCAUGCUCAGUUCUAGCCCUCUGCUCUCAGACAUUGACACAAGUAUAUUCGAGGAGAUCGCCGGGUCUACGCUGGACUGCCAGGCCCUGAUGGAGAACACACCAGAAGGCAGUGAAGUAACGUCGGACUACGGGUCCGCGGGAGGAGAGCUGUCAAACUACUCAUCCUCAGACUCUGAGGAGGAGAUCGAUGUUGUGACUGUAGUCCGCUGCCCCUCUAGCGCCUCGCCUUUGCCCUCAUUGGCUGACAUCCGGCAGAGAGAACAGGAUGAGGCAGAGCAACAGCGAUUAGCCCUGCAGCGCCACAACGCGGAGAUCCAGCAGCAGCACAACUACGCGGCGCCCUGCCCCGCCUCCCCUCCGCCUUCACACAGCCACAAACGCUCUCGUGACGGCUCCAUGCGCCACCACCACAGGAACUCCUCUGCAAUGUCCACCUCGUCACGCUUCAGCUCCAGAAACUCCACGGAAACUGAGGAUGAGGAGGAGCGGCGGCGAACGCACAACGUAAUGGAACGACAGCGACGCAACGAGCUAAAGAACUGCUUCAUGUAUCUCCGCGACAACGUGCCAGAGCUAACGCGCAACGAGAAGGCGUCCAAAGUGGUGAUUCUGAAAAAGGCUCGGGACUGCAUUUUCAGCCUGGAGGAUGAGGCACACAGGCUGCAGAGGAAAAAGGACCAACUGCGAGCGCGCCAAGAGGAGCUAAAGGCUAGGUUAGCACUGCUACGAAGCUAAUGGCGAUAAAAUGACUAUGUACAAAGACUAUGGAGAUGGACUUGUAAUGACAGCCCAAUCACAGGAAAUAGUUUGUUACAACUUUAUAAACCAGUGAAGCAUGGAAAAAGAGCAAAACCUAUUGUUAUAUACUGUAAAUGUUGACAUCUUAACUGUUAAACUUGCAAACGGUUAAGGUUAGUGUUUGAAUAAAGCUGCAAGUCAGUUUUAUAAAUUUGCCAAUUUUUAUAGACUAAUGCUAAUUUUGUAAUGAAAUGAGAAAUUUAACUUCUAACCUUCAUCACAUUUGGUUUCCCAGUUGAAAUGUAAACAGUUUGUAAAACUGAAUUUCAGAAACUCAUUAAAUUUGUAUACUUAAAUGUCUAAAGUAUAGAGCAAGAUGUAGUUUAAGCUAGUAUCAAAUGCUAGUUUGUCAAAUUGGUAACUAGAGGUUAUAAAUUGUAUUUUUUUCUUGUAUGGUGACUUUAAACUUUGGCAUUUUAUCUUAAAGCUAUAUUAGAAAUGUAACAGUACAAUUGAAUGUGAUGAAAAUGGGUUGAAUUUCUAAAAGCCCCUUUAGAUAAAAAGUAGAACUAUUGGUCAGUUUUAAAAACUUCAAUGUUAAUUUGAUUGUACAAAAUGUCACAUGAAGUUAACCAUUUUUGCUGUAACUACAUUUUGUCUAUACAGUGAACAUUACCUCAGACUACUUUGUGCCAUGGUUUGCAAACUUGUAAGUCUUUAUUUUGGUGUUUGGGCUGAAGUUUUGAGAGACGGCGUAAAAUAGAUGUACGCACAAAUAACGGACAUUUCAAGAACUAAAUAUUUUUGAAAACUAUGGUGACACACAUUGCCUCAAAUCAUUCUCAUGCCUUGACUGCUGACUGUUGGAUUUAUGUUAAACCCAUUUUCACUUGGAUUGAAAUGCAGGGAAUGCACAAUGUUUUUUGUAUAGAAGUCUUAUGGUGCAACACUUGGGAUUUGAGUAUAAAUAUAAAAUAGAUGUUUGUAUAAGUUGAAUUAUUUGCUUUUUAUUGAGUCAAAAGUAAGUUUAAAUAAAUGUUAUUGGUAGGUUACACCUACUUAAUUUCCCACUGAAGUUUUGACUUUGGCCUGUUUAAUGUUCAACUUAAUUCCUUAUGUGUUUCAUAUGAUAUGGCCAUUAUAGGAUUUAAAAGGUUAAUUGUGCUUUUGCAUUGAAUCAAGCCAAACACAAUUGUUUUACAAUUGUGCUGAUUCUUUAACGGAGUUGAACAGGUUUAAACUUUACAUAAGUUGAGCUUAAUAUCUUACAAGAACAAGGCUUGGCUACAUUUGAAACUAGACAUUAGGUAGCCUUUUCUUCCAGCAAUAAUCAAUUAUGCUAAUCUGAAGUUGACGUGGAAGGACAUAUUUAAAGUCAUGGGUACAAUCCCAAAUGUUGCACUUGAAGUUGAAGUGUAGAUGUCAGACUAUGGAGUUGGCGUAAACUUGAAUGAUAGUGUAUUUAGAGCCAUACUAAACCAUCCCUCCAAACCUGGGUCCACUGUCCAGGUUUUAGACAUGUUCUUCAGGUUUGCACCACUCUUUAGUCCAUAUCAGGUAAUGCUAACCAAUGCUAACCACUGUAGCGACCGGUAACAAACUGUUCUUGCUCCAGUUCGAUCGACUUGAGUUUUCUAGCCAUAAAAACUUAACUUUUUCAGGUUUAGAGUCGAGAGAACUGAAGCUAUCUCGUUCAUAUCCAAUGCCUUCCCAAGCGUUGUGCUAGCCUGUACUAAACUCCGUAAAAAAACAAAUUCCACUGAUCUCAAAUUUGACAUUAUGGACAAAGAUUUAGAUUGAAAGAAUGAAUAAAGAUGAAGCGGAAGUGCAGAGUUUUAUUGUUUUUAACAGUCAAUUUAUGUUGUAAAUGUCCAGUCCCCCGUAUAGAUUUUCCCUUUGCUUUGUACAAAAGUGUGUAGCUGUCAUGAAUAGUGUGUGUUAUCGCUCAAAAGGGGUAAAACCUGUAUUUGAACCUUUCUGUGACAUUUGCGUCGACAAUUAGUUUAAGGAAAUUCCCUAAAAGUCAAGUGUCAUACCUAUGUAGAUAAAUUGUCUAGGUUUUAAUGCUAGCCUACUACUAUUUUUUGGGCUAACUUGACAAAAAAUUGUCUAAAAUUCUAAACAUUGGUAGGAAAAGUUAGACUUAAAAUUUAAGAUAUGAAACAUUUAAUGUUUAAUGCAUGUUCAAAGUUUAUUAUCCUGUCCUUGCCACGCCACUAAAUCAUAAAAUCCCUGAAAAUCUCAAGUAUUUUCUAGCCUGCUUUUGCUAUUUAUAGGCCAAUUGUUCAGAACAAAUUACUACCUUCAGAAUGCACAACUCAAAAUCUUU
This is a messenger RNA of Periophthalmus magnuspinnatus, 3653 nucleotides long. It is a transcript of the gene mych, whose product is annotated as myelocytomatosis oncogene homolog. The record is from RefSeq and is a predicted model, not a curated record. Gene Ontology annotation, molecular function: protein dimerization activity; DNA-binding transcription factor activity, RNA polymerase II-specific; RNA polymerase II cis-regulatory region sequence-specific DNA binding. NCBI's taxonomy places the organism in Eukaryota, Metazoa, Chordata, Actinopteri, Gobiiformes, Gobiidae. Gene Ontology annotation, biological process: positive regulation of cell population proliferation; regulation of transcription by RNA polymerase II. The transcript has 3 exons. The coding region runs from base 236 to 1321 and encodes 361 amino acids.